UUAGUAUUUGUGAACUAACCUAAAAAAUUGUUAUUUUUAAUAUUUGCAGAGCUAUUACAUUUUUAAUGUGUGAAAAUAUUUAACAACUCCUUUCUCGAAAUGUCUUCGCAGUUCGAAGAAACAAUUAACAGCCAUAAUGAUUUUUACAGAAAUGCUCAAGAAUAUUGGGCAGAAAUACCAGCUACAGUUGAUGGAAUGCUAGGAGGAUUCUCGUCUAUUUCUCAAAAAGACAUUAAUGCUUCAAAAUUACUUCUCAAACAAUUAUUUCGUUCCAACAAUCCACCAGGCAACGAUUAUGCUUUGGAUUGUGGAGCUGGAAUCGGUAGAGUGACCAAGCAUUUGUUGAUAGAUUCAUUCAAUAAAGUGGACUUAGUAGAACAAAAUGGCAAUUUUCUAAACAAAGCCAAGGCCUAUAUUGGAAGUCAAGCAGAUGAAAAAAUUGGGAAUUUAUAUUCUACUGGAUUGCAGUCUUUUGAACCUGAUGAAAGGAAAUAUGACGUUAUUUGGAUGCAGUGGGUUCUAGGCCAUCUAACAGAUCCUGACUUGAUGAUAUGUUUAAGCAAAUGCAAGAAAGCAUUGAGGCCAAAUGGAGUCAUAGUAGUAAAGGAAAAUAUAACAUCUAGUGGAAGUGAAGAAUGGGAUAAAAAUGAUUCUUCUUUUACAAGACCUAUGCAUCUAUUGAAACAGAUAUUUAAAUUUUCAGGAUUACAUUGCUGUAAACAGCUGAAACAACAAGACUUUCCGAAGUCCUUAUAUCCUGUAUAUAUGUUUGUUCUCAAACCUGAAAUUAAUGAACAUUACAAAUUGUUUGGCAUUAAUUGUUCAACCUCAUCAGUUAUUUCCAGCGAAGAUCAGAAGAAAACAGAUGAAGAAAUCACUUCAAGCUCUGCAGAAGAUAAAUCUCCAGGAAAUAGUGUAACCAACUGUGAUCGUAGUUAGUUUAUAUAUAUUCUAAAAUGUAUAAUUAUUUUGUAAUAAAUUAUUGCAAUAAUUGAUUGAGAAUUUCGAUUUUAAAUUAUAGAUGGUGAUAUCGAUAUAAUAAUUCAUAAUG
Messenger RNA from Harmonia axyridis, 1051 nucleotides. Its product is annotated as N-terminal Xaa-Pro-Lys N-methyltransferase 1-B-like. Gene Ontology annotation, biological process: N-terminal protein amino acid methylation. The record is from RefSeq and is a predicted model, not a curated record. Gene Ontology annotation, molecular function: N-terminal protein N-methyltransferase activity. The transcript has 2 exons. Lineage: Eukaryota; Metazoa; Arthropoda; Insecta; Coleoptera; Coccinellidae. Bases 100 to 939 code for a protein of 279 amino acids. Gene Ontology annotation, cellular component: cytoplasm.